AUGGCGGCCGGGCGGGUUGUGAAGGAUGAACCUGAGGAGGAUGAUUGGAGAGCUGGGGAGGGGGGGAGUGAGGAGGAGAGUGAGGAGGGGAGUGAGGAGGAGAGUGAGGGGGAAAGUGAGGAGGAAAAUGAGAAGGAGCGUGAGGAGGAAAUUGAUGAGGAGAAUGCGGAGGAGAGCGAGGAGGUGGAGAGGGAGGAGGAGGAGGAGGAAAGUGACGAGGAGACCGAGGAAGAAAAUGAGGAGAAGAAUGUGGAGGAGAAGAAGAUUGUAGAGGAGAAAACUGAGGAAAUAAUUGAGAAGGAUGAAGUGAACGAGGACGAGGAAGGUGAGGAAGAGGGAGAGGAGAAGGAGGGAGAGGAGGAGGAGGAGGAGGGAGAGGGGGAGGAGGGAGAGAGGGAGGAGGGAGAGGAGGAGGAGGGAGACGGGGAGGAGGGAGAGGAGGAGGAGGGAGAGGAGGAGGAGAAGGAAGAGGAGGAGGAGGAAGGGGAGGAGGAUAAUGAAGAGGAGGAAGAUGAUGAGGAGAAGGAGGAGGAGGAGAAGGGGGAGGAGAAGGGGGAGGAGAAGGAAGGGGAAGAGGAGGAGGAGGAGGAGGAGGAGGAGGAGGAGGAGGAGGAGGAGGAGGAGGAGGAGGAGGAGGAGGAGGAGGAGGAGGAGGAGGAGGAGGGAGUGGAAGGAGGGCGAGUGGAGGAACAGCAGAAGGAUUCACCUCCGUCACAGAAAGAUCCGAGAAAGAAGAAAGUCCAGCCCCCCGUUUCCAACAUGCAGAACUCUCGCACCCUCCUCGCCCUGCGCACUGUUGCGGGGCAGCAGGCGUGGGGAGAGAGGGUGCAGAAAAGAGGGGGAACGGCGCACGAGACGGACGCGGAGGGGAGAGGCAAGAGCGGUGGGGCUAAGAUCGCCCGUCGCUCUGACCGUCCCUCUUCUGCUGGUGCUGCUGCUGUUGCUUGGCGGCAUUUGGAUUACGGCAACGAUCUCACCGCCCUCAUCGCAGACGGGCGGCGCGGCCGGAGUGCCGCCCGCACGCUGGGCUUCCGGGGCGGCUGCAUUCGUCUGCCAGCGGUGCACCGGCAGAUGCUGAGGCGGCUUUUAAGGAGGAUGAUGUUCCGAGGGGAGGUGGAGCAGGCAGCAGGCGUGCUGGCGGCUCUGAUGGAUGCGGAUAAGGACGCUGAAGUCACAAGACGGGCUGUGGAUGAACCGAUAUGGCUCGAGUCUCAGGUGAGGGAAAGGCAGGAGGUGCAGCAGGCGGCAGGCGUGCUGGCGGCUCUGAUGGAUGCGGGUAAGGAUGCUGAGCAAGCGCUCGUUCUGCUGCGAGAGCUGUGGCGCAAGGGCUUCAGCAGCAGAGGCAGUGGGAGCGUUGGUGGUGGUGCUGCUGCUGGUGGUGGUGGUGGUGGUGGUGGCAGCAGCAGCAGCAGCAGUGAGCGGCGGAGGGCAGAGAGGAGGCGACUGGUGGUGUUCAUGCGAGCGAUAGCUCUCAAGCAAGAGGACGAUGUGAGUGGUGAUGGGGGGAAUAUGGCUGCUGGUGCGUAUGGGUAG
Molecule: messenger RNA, 1533 nt
Organism: Closterium sp. Naga37s-1
Lineage: Eukaryota; Viridiplantae; Streptophyta; Zygnematophyceae; Desmidiales; Closteriaceae
Source: the annotation of a GenBank genome assembly